This is a messenger RNA of Trichomonas vaginalis G3, 2133 nucleotides long. Its product is annotated as STKc MAST like domain-containing protein. Lineage: Eukaryota; Parabasalia; Trichomonadida; Trichomonadidae. Gene Ontology annotation, biological process: intracellular signal transduction; peptidyl-serine phosphorylation. The record is from RefSeq and is a predicted model, not a curated record. Gene Ontology annotation, molecular function: protein serine/threonine kinase activity; ATP binding. The coding region runs from base 1 to 2133 and encodes 710 amino acids. The transcript has a single exon.
AUGAUAGAUAAUAGAGGGACGUUUGGCCAAGCAAAUGUGUUUGGCUUGAGCACGCAUGGUUUUAAGCUGCCCCGCAACUCAUUGCAGCCAGUGAAAUCAGAAUUAUUACCCACUGUCAAAAAACUUCAACCUGGAGGAAAAUACGUCCGUCCGUACUUUAAUCUCAGAGCUCAGUCUAUCCUUCUUACCCAAUUCAAUGAAGCUCUUGAAAAGCCUAUCAAAGAAGAAACUCCUGAAGAAUUCGAACAGAGGAAAACCAUUCAAAAGUUCAUUAGAAUGCUACUUAAUGCUCAUUUAGGAUCUAUUCUAGAGGUUUCUUAUCAAGUUACAACUGAACUCACAAGUUUUUUAUCCAAAAAUCAGAUUUUCCCUUCAAUUUCUAGGGCCGCUUCGAUAUUAUUAAAAGCAGCUCUAUCCAUCAGAAAGAUUUCCAACUACCUUGAUGCCAAAACCAAAGAAGAUAACGAGAUCAUUCCUUGUCAUAGUGAAAACGACAUGAACGAAAUACUUUUGAAGAAUCCAGCAAAGGACAAUUGCAUCAUUUGUAGGAUAUGCAAUGAAUUAGUUCAAAGUGACGACAUCGAAAAUCACAUGAUUUACUGUGUCAAAGGUUAUAAAAGUGAAGAAUGCAGAAACAGGAUAUACAAUGAGAUCAAAUGCUUCAUUAACGAGGUAGAUAAUAAGCUUUUACACAUUCCAUGGCCUGCUUCUCAAAAUGAGAUGAUCGACCACUAUCUUCCACUUCUACAUGCCUCAGCAACCCUUAAGCAUAUUCUAGAAUUAAAUCUCACCGAUCAAAACUCAAAAGAAGAAUUAUCCAGAAGAAAACUUGCGUUAAAGCGCAUUCAUUGUGACAAGCCUGCACUAGAAAUAGUUAAGAGAGCCAUCUUUUUGGUUAAGGAAUGCGUAAGAGUAAACAACGCCAUUAAAAUUGCCAUGAACGGAUUAAAAGCAACUCGCGCUUCAAGAAAGGGAUCGAUUACAUCUAACUCAAAGAUAACGAUUGCUGACUUCGAAUUCGUCAAAAGGAUUUCCAGUGGCGCAUUUGCAACGGUUUUUAUCGCCAAAAAGAAACUUACAGGCGACAUCUACGCGAUCAAGGCUAUUCCAAAGACAGUCUUCCAACAGAAAAACCAGACAAGCAGAAUUCUCAAAGAACGUGAUAUUCUCCUCGAAAUUUCAAACCCUUACGUUGUCACUUUUUAUUACAGUAUUAUUAGUGACAAAAAUCUUUAUUUAGUUACAGAAUUUGUACCUGGAGGAGAUCUGUAUUCAGUUCUCCAAAUGUUUGGCGCUUUUGACGAAGAAUCUGCGAAAAUAUAUUUAUAUCAAAUCCUCCAAGCACUCAAAUACAUACACGGUAACGGUAUUAUCCACAGAGAUCUCAAGCCAGAUAAUAUCCUCGUCACAGCUGAAGGAACCCUCAAACUGACAGAUUUUGGAUUAUCAUCUCAAGGUUGUGUCAAUCGUCAGGUCAACCAGGAGAUAGAGGAAGCAGAUACAUGCGAAAUUGUUGGCACGUUGGACUACAUGGCUCCAGAAGUUUUGUUGAAUCAGCCACAUACUUUUGCUGUUGACUUUUGGUCGCUCGGCUGCAUGCUCUUCGAGUUCCUUACAGGUGUCCCUCCUUUCCAUGCCGAAACAGAAGAAGAAACAACUCAGAAUAUUCUGACAUCGAAAGUUGAGUUCUACGAAGAAGACGAAAUCACAAACGAGGCACGCGAUCUCAUUAUCAGGCUUCUCGAGCCAAAUCCAGAAAAGAGACUCGGUUCAAAGUCAAUUGACGAAAUUUUCAACCACCCGUGGUUGAAGAACGUUGACACGUCCGAUCCACCUUUCGUUCCACAGAGAUUGGAUGCUACGGAUACAAGAUUCUUCGAGGAACGUUACAGAUUAAGUCCAGUAGAAGAUAAAGACAUUCUACACGAUAUGGAGCUCGCAAAAGAAGGAAAAUGCUCCAAUGAUAGACUUGAUUUGGCCGGUUUUCAAACACUCAGCGUUGAAAACUUGAUGGAGCAAAAUCUUUCUGAAGUAAGGAAGAUUAAGAAAGCUAACUCAACUCCAAAUGAUUCUCCACUUCUCUUGAAGGAAGUGGUACCUUUCCCAGAUGAAUCAAUUAUACAAUCGGAUUAA